Eurytemora carolleeae is the source of this 2839-nucleotide messenger RNA. Its product is annotated as nibrin. The transcript is spliced from 20 exons. The record is from RefSeq and is a predicted model, not a curated record. Gene Ontology annotation, cellular component: Mre11 complex. Bases 16 to 2343 code for a protein of 775 amino acids. NCBI's taxonomy places the organism in Eukaryota, Metazoa, Arthropoda, Copepoda, Calanoida, Temoridae. Gene Ontology annotation, molecular function: damaged DNA binding. Gene Ontology annotation, biological process: mitotic G2 DNA damage checkpoint signaling; double-strand break repair via homologous recombination.
UCCCUUUAACUGUUGAUGUUUAGUAAGGAAACUGGGAGAGCACUGUCUAAACCUGUAGAGCUCAAGGAUAAUGAUCGAAUUCGGUUCGGUACCGGUCAUUCCAUCUGCAGACUACGUUGGCUGAAGUUGGAAGUGAUCAGCUCAAUGCUAAAGGACCCUAGCUCUGUCAACAAUUGGUUGAAGGAGAUUGAUAACACUAAAAUUCAACCCAGGUGGAGUGAAACUACCACACAUCUUGUAAUGACAGCUAUUCAACUUUCCCCGAAGGUUGCGAAUUGUCUUGCUAAUUGUGUCCCUAUAGUAACUCCAGAAUACUUUAGAGAUUUCAUUGCUUGUGUUAAAAGUAAACAGAGGUUACCGGAUGCUGAUAAUUAUUUGCCUGCAGUGUCUAGCUCGGAAUCUGAGAAUAUGCUUCGUAAUCCUGGAGUAAAUCUUAGGAGGAACCUAAAUCGGAAAUCUCUUUUUAAGGGUAAAUUAUUUCUUUUUCUUGCUGAAGCGCAGAGAACUGAGAUGGAUUUACCAAUUACACUUUGUGGAGGAAGUACUCAAAUUUGGAAUCCAGACCAGGAUAUGAAUAUGUUGGAUUCUGAUGAUAAUCUUCUAGUAAGACCAAAAAGUGGAAAAACCCAAGAAGUUGGAAAGGGUUUCUCAUCAAUCCUGUUAUACCUGGAGAGAAAGGGAAGAAUAGCUGUCCAAGCCACUGGGAUAUAUCUUGCUAUAGUGCACUGCAAUUUUAACAAGUGUUCAAAUAUAAGGUCAUCGUCUCAAGUGCUCCCACCUAAGGGUUUCAACCAGAGCCUGAGGUCCCAGGUUCUUGCUCCUGAGUCCUUGCAACCUGUCUCAGGGUUGAACACCUCUACUUUUUCUCCGGGUACUUUUGGAGACAGUAGAACUCGAGGUUCACCUACACCCAGUAGUGUGAACACAAACAAAACCUCUGCUCCAACCAACCAUAUUUCACAAUAUCCGUCCUCCAUGAGUAAAUCUGUGCAAGACCCGUCCUUCCUGAGUAAACCAGUCCAAAAUCCGUCCUCCCUGAGUAAAUCAGUCCAAGAUUCGUCCUCCAUAAGUAAAUCAGUCCAAAAUCCGCCCUUUGUUAAUUCAGGAUCAAGUUCUACCUCCGGCUCUGGGUUCAGCAUUAACAAGGUUCCUGAAUAUUCUGGUGCUAAAGAUAAGGAUAAGUCCGAGGACUCUGUGAAAAGUCUACGAACCUACAUACUUACAGAACAUUCACCCGCAUCCAUGGAGACAGUCAAGUUUCAGGAUGAAGUAUCCGAGGUUCCAAAAGUGAUGAGCAAUAUAUUUUCGCGCGAACAGGAAAGAAAACGUCCUCUGUCCUCUGGAGAGGACGUUAUCCAACCGGCCGUGAAGAAACCUGCUCUACAACCAUCACCUAGGAAAACCGAACCAAAUGUCCAGGACCAACCUUUAUUUGAUGAUGAGGAUGAUGAUAUGUUUGCUUGUCUUGAUGAUAUCGGUGAAAAUCAAAAACCUGCUUCAAUUAUUCAGAAGUCUCCACAAAAAUCCAGCUCGAAAGAAGAAGAUGACAACAUUUUUGGGUUCGGCGUAACAGCCCUUAAAAAUCAGAGGCAGCAAAUUGUUCCGGAAACCCAGACAAUAAACCGGAAACGGAAAGCACCGGGGCCGGAAGAUAAUUUGUUUGGAUUUGGAGAAAGUUCCUUAUUGUCGAAGAAAAAAGCUGUUCCUUCAAAGAACGGAGACGACAUUUUUGGCUUUGGGUCACCUGAGAAACCCAAAAGAAAAGAUGAAUUUUCCCAGGCCUCGAAACCCAGUGAUAAAACUGAAAUAAAAUCGAGAGUUGGCCCAGCUGAAUCUAAACCAAAGAAUUCAGAUAUGGAUCCGAGCUUUGGGAACACUACAACUACCAGCUCGAAUUCAACACAGAGUAUUUCAAGGCCCAGUCAUAAUACUACAGGGUUUCUGGGUAAGAGGUUUAACGGAGUAAAGAAGGAAGAAGGAGUAGAGGAUUUAACAAAAAGUUUCGGCCGAGUAGUCUAUGUAAAUCUAUACAGGAAAACACCAUUCAAACCAAGGGUUGUUGAAGAUGUGGCUAGUCCGAGUGGGAAACCGGUUUUAAACUUUAAAACAUUUAAAAAACAGCAAAUUGUAAAAUCUUGUCAAAAAGUGAAGCUUACCCCAUACAAGGCUUGCCGAGAUGAGACCCGUCUAGAUGAGUGGAUGCAAAAUAAUUCCUUGAUAUAUCAAUCCAUGCACGAUAAAGAGAAAGAGAAAGAAUCUACUGAAGAUUUCUGGAACUUCCAAUCCCAGACACAAGCUGGGAACCGGUCAACCGGACCAACUAGUAGAGGGAGGAGAAGAUAGAAUCCUGGUUUUGUACAGUGGUAAUCAAAAAACAGUGGACAGAUUGUCGACUUCUUUUUUCUGUUUUUUGUCGCUUAGAAUUUGUAAUUUGUAAAUGAGUAGUAAUUCAUUUAUAAAAUUCACAGUUUUAAUACUGUAUUGUACUUAGUACUGUACUGUACUGUACUGUACUCAGUACUUUACUGUACUUUACGGGUGGUUCUCAGGGGUACUAGAAACCUGGAGAAACUGGUUCCCUGGUGUCAUGUCCAACGACACACCUUGUGCUAUAAAUGAAUGUUUAAAGAAUACUGUUUCCCACAGACUGGCACCAUUUUUCAAUUAAUUUUUAAACAACUGUUCAGUUUUCCGCUGUAAAAUACUUAGCAGUGAUCAAGUAUAAUUUGCAAUGAACAACUAAAUAGAGAAAAUUACAUUUGUGAUAAUUGUUAGAAUUUAUAUUCAAUGUGAUUUUAUUGAUCUGUAUCUUUUCAUUUAAAAAAUUGUUCAGCUAAAA